GCUCGGUCGUAGUGUAAGCUGCCGGCACCGAUCAGCAGUUCAUCGUCGACCGUCAGACACGUCGUCCGUUUUAGUGCUCUCAUACCACAACACAACACAACACAAAAACGGUUUUCGCAAACGCCACAAUAAAAAAAAAAAAUUGUGUUUCUUACCAGUUUUUUUUCAAUCGCUGUACCGUCUGGACACAUAUACGCCAAAUCUUAACACAUUAGCGAUUUUCAACCGGAAAGUCGUUUGUUUAGUCUCGGCUUUGUGUACUAUUACUUUUUUUUUUUUUUUUUUUAUCAACCGAAAACGACAAUUUUAUACCAUAACUAAGCGCUUCGCGUUUAACCGUACGACUAAUUCAACUGCAAUAGUUUUUCUACCUUUUGCCCUCGUACUUGUGACACUUUUCUCGGCAGACAGUCGUCGGUUUUCACAUCCGACUCGACAAAAAAAACAAAAUUUCAACACUGAACGUCACCACGGUGAAAACGGAGUCCGUACCUAAUAACAACCAUGAAGGUAGAACUAGAGUCUGCUGUCAAGUUUAUUAUUUCAAUGUUACGAGCUGGACACAGAGCAAAGUUGGUUCGUAGCAAGGGUGAUAAAUUUUUCCUUGAACCUGAGAUUGAGAUGCUCCAAAUGUCACUAAUAUCUGUCAUGAGCCAUCAGUAUAAAGGAUACUGGUUUCCAGAUUCACCAAACCGAGGUUCUGCUUACCGAUGUAUUCGUAUAAACAAAGACAAAAUGGACCCAAUCAUUGCUAAAGCUGCUGCUUCAUGUGGUUUGUCUUGUAAUUUAAUACGUUCCUAUUUACCUGAUGAGUUGACUUUGUGGGUUGAUCCUUCUGAAGUUUCUUAUAGAAUUGGUGAGGAAGAUGGUAGUAUUUGUGUUUUAUAUGAGGCACCAAUUGAUGUACCCCAAUAUAAUCGUGCCUCCACAUCCCCAGAUACAUACAAUCAGUCUUCUGUUGUAUCUAGCGACAGUGGUUACUCUAAUUAUUCACCUCCAGCUAAACAAUCAAACAUGCUUUCAUUUGUUCCCCCCACUUACGGAUCUCCAGUACAAUUUGUACACUCAGCCUACCAAUCUUAUCCCACUUACAUUUCAAGUUAAUUAUAUAAAGAACGUAUUCACUAAUUCAAAAGAUAUAGCAUCUUGUAAAUAAUAAAAAAAAAAAUGAAAAAAAAAUAGAAUAAACAAAUAAAUUUAUAUUAUUUAUUAGAUAAAGUAACUAUAUAAUUAAGGUUUUUAUUUAAAUAAAAUAUAAAAACUAAGGUCAAAAAUUGAGGCACUCAGUAUAAUCAAAUUUACUGAUAACAUUCCCUCCCCCUUUUUCACAACCAGUGAUCUAUGAUCUCGCCAAGUCUGUAGACAGUUAUAAUUAAGUAUAGCAUAUUUAAAUUUGUGCUUUGAGUAUAAGAAUUCUCUGUAAUCACAUAAUUAAAAGUUUGAAAAAAAAAUCAGUUAUAUUUAUUAUUACAUGUGAUCCUUGUGCUGGGUGGUCCUUAAGAAUACUGUUGAAUUAAUUUGUGUUGAAUAAACAGGAGACUGGGUAGUGUAAUGUUUUCAAUUUUUUUUAGCUAACACACUAUUUCAUAACUAUAAUUAUCUAAAAUUCUUAACAGUUAAGUAUAUUUUAUUGAUCCCUAAAAAUUUAAGUCAUGAGAUUUAAAGUAUACAUAUGUACAGAAAUUAUUUUGUUAUUUAUAUUUGGUGUAAUGAUAUUUAAAUAUAUUAAAUUUUAAUAAUAGAAAAAAUUAUGUAAUUAAACAUUUAAAAUUACCAUAAAAUAUAUAUUUAUAUUUAUUUUUUAUAAUAGUUUAAGUAAAAAUUAAGUUAUUUUAUAAUCCCACUUUCAUUUUUCCUUAAGUAUGCCGUCACAAAUGUUUAUUUUCAAGUAUAUUGUAAACAUUAUCAUAUUAUAUGUGUGUAAAUUAAGUGUUAUUUAUGUCUUAAUAACAUCAUAACGAUAUGUGCAUAAAUCAAUAUCUAACUAUUUUAACAUAAAUUUAACCUUAUAAGCAGUUUUUCAUCAUCAUCAUUAAAAAUUACUGGUUUUAAAAAUAUUUUCAAAAAACUUGAAUUCUUUGUACCCACUGAUUUCUCGAACAAAUUUAUUAAUUUUUACUGAAGCAUGUUCCUUUAACAUUACGUAUCAUUUUUAUUUUAAGUGAUGGCCAUAGUAAUAUUUCACUACUAUACAAUAAUUAAUAUUUUUUUAAUGAUAAUCUUUUUUAUGUUUUUAAAAUAUUUUAGAAUAUUAAAAAAAAAAUUUCAGUAACCAGUGUUGAAUUUUGUAAAUGGUCUGGUUUAUCUGAUAUUACUAAUAUAUUACGUUGAUACAAUAUAGUAUAUUUUAAUUUAAAUCAACUAAAGUAAUUGUCCCAACUAGUCGUUUUAUUGCUUUUUCAUAAAUAAGUAAAGGAAAAAACCAUUUAAAAAAAUAACUUUUUUUUUUUCAAAGAAUUUUGUUUGACGGGAAUUUUAAGAAUUUAUGUAAAUAUGGUAAAUGUAGAUAUUUUGCAUUGAUCUCUUUGUCUCUCUUUUUUUCUAUCUUAAUUAUUUCCCGUCUUAUCUUUAUUUAAUGAAAAAUAAAAAUGUCUAUUCUUAAACCUAUACUUAAAUGAAAAAGUUAUUGUGAUAUACCUAGGGUUAUGUAUAAUAAUAAUAAUGAUGUAUUUGAACAACUUUAUUUAUUUUAUUUUAUAUUAUUUUAUUAUUAUAAUUUUUUUUUGUUUGUUUCUAAAGCGAGUUAUAUUAUAUGAGGAUUGACCAGACUAUUACAAUUUUUUAAUUUAGUAAUAACCCCUUCUGUAUACCCUUUAUUAUUUGUGUAUUUAUUUUUUUUUAUAAAAAAAAAGGCUGCGAAUAAGUUAAAGUAUUUAUUGUAACUCUAUGUUUAAAUGUCAAAAAAUUAUAAAGAUUUGAUUAUUUCUCCCCAGUCUUCUUGUAUUUGUGUAAAUAAAAAAUGUAUUUUAAAAUUAUAUUGUCCAAAGUUGUUUUAUUUAAAAUAUGAGCCAUGAUAUAUAUUGAUAUAUAUUUAUAUUUGUAUUUUUGCUUCCUGUUAUAGGUUUAAAAGUUUAAUAUAAUUUUAAAAGAAAAUAUUAUUGGUGUUCUCAACUUUUGAAUGUGAUAUACGUUUUGUAAGAAAAUAAAUGAAGAAAUAUUAAA
Messenger RNA from Daktulosphaira vitifoliae (grape phylloxera), 3162 nucleotides. Its product is annotated as protein BTG2-like. Gene Ontology annotation, cellular component: nucleus; cytoplasm. The transcript is spliced from 2 exons. The record is from RefSeq and is a predicted model, not a curated record. Gene Ontology annotation, biological process: negative regulation of mitotic cell cycle; negative regulation of cell population proliferation. Lineage: Eukaryota; Metazoa; Arthropoda; Insecta; Hemiptera; Phylloxeridae. The coding region runs from base 505 to 1104 and encodes 199 amino acids.